This is a messenger RNA of Dovyalis caffra, 2220 nucleotides long. NCBI's taxonomy places the organism in Eukaryota, Viridiplantae, Streptophyta, Magnoliopsida, Malpighiales, Salicaceae. The record is from the annotation of a GenBank genome assembly.
AUGUCAGCUGGCGAACAAGGAAGCCAGUAUGUCUUCAACAAAAAUAUAAGAAUUACACAGUUAGGAAAAUCGGGUAAAAUCGAAGAUGCAAUCAAAGUUUUCACUCAAAUGACCCAGAAAAACACUGUCACAUACAAUUCAAUGAUCUCUGCCUAUGCUAAAAAUGGCAGAGUCAAUGAUGCACGCAACCUGUUCGAUAAAAUGUCUCGCAGAAAUUUGAUUUCUUGGAACACAAUGGUUGCUGGGUACGUGCAUAAUGGCAAGGUCGAUGAAGCUUAUAAGCUGUUUGUUAAAAUGCCUCGGAGGGACUUGUUCUCUUGGACUUUGAUGAUUACUUGUUAUACGCGUAAUGAGGAGGUUGAGAAGGCGAGAGAGUUGUUUGAUUCGCUUCCGUUUAGUUAUAGAAAAGAUGUAGCGUGUUGGAAUGCGAUGAUAUCGGGCUAUGUGAAGAAAGGAAGGGUUAAUGAAGCAAAGAGGUUAUUUGAUGAAAUGCCUGUUAAGAAUUUAGUUUCGUGGAAUUCAAUGCUAUCUGGCUAUACUCAGAAUGGAGAAAUGCGAUUGGGUUUGGAGUUUUUUGUAAGAAUGGAUGAACGCGAUGUGGUUUCGUGGAAUUUGAUUGUUGAUGGGUUUAUCCAAGUGAGUGAUUUGGAUUCUGCUUGGAAGUUUUUUCAGGAGAUUCCGAAGCCAAAUGUUGUUUCUUGGGUUACAAUGUUAAGUGGGUUUGGACGAAAUGGAAAGAUUUUGGAGUCCAGGAGACUCUUUGACCAAAUGCCGAGUAGAAAUAUUGUUUCUUGGAAUGCAAUGGUUUCUGCAUAUAUUCAAAACAAUAAAAUUGAUGAGGCUAGGAGGCUAUUUGAGGAGAUGCCAGAGAUGGAUUCUGUGUCAUGGACUACUAUGAUUAAUGGGUACGUUCGUGUUGGUAAGCUUGAUGAAGCAAGGGAGUUAUUGAAUAAAAUGCCUUACAGGAAUGUUGGGGCCCAAACAGCAAUGAUUUCUGGUUACAUACAAUGUAAUAAAGUUGAUGAAGCUAGAAAAUUCUUUGAUGAGAUAGGCACCCAUGACGUGGUUUGUUGGAACACUAUGAUUGCAGGCUAUGCACACCAUGGAAGAAUCAAUGAAGCUGUCUGUCUGUUCAAACAUAUGGUCAAUAAAGAUAUGGUUGCAUGGAAUACCAUGAUUUCUUGUUAUGCUCAAGUAGGUCAAAUGGAUACAGCAGUGAAGAUCUUUGAAGAGAUGGGGGAGAAGAAUUUAGUAUCUUGGAAUUCUUUAAUUACCGGUUUCGUGCUAAAUGGACAGCAUUUGGAUGCUCUAAAAAGUUUCGUGUUGAUGGGGCAUGAAGGAAAGAAACCUGAUCAAUCAACUUUUGCAUGUGGACUACGUUCAUGUGCCACUAUUGCAGCCCUGCAACUUGGGAAGCAACUUCACCAGGUUGUUGUGAAGAGUGGUUAUUUGAAUGAUUUAGUUGUCAGCAAUGCAUUGAUCACCAUGUAUGCUAAAUGUGGAAGAAUCUUGGAAGCUGAGUUUGUGUUCAAAAGAAUCUGUCAUACUGAUGCUGUUUCUUGGAAUUCUUUGAUUGGUGGAUAUGGACUAAAUGGAUAUGCAAAAGAGGCACUUAAACUCUUUGAGGAUAUGGCUUCAGAAGGGAUGGUUCCUGAUGAAGUCACCUUCAUUGGUAUUUUGUCUGCAUGUAGUCAUGCUGGCUUGGUUGAUCACGGCUUAAAAUUGUUUAAAAGCAUGAGUGAAGUGUAUGCUAUAGAACCAUUGGCUGAGCACUAUGCUUGCAUGGUUGACUUGCUUGGGCGGGUGGGGAGGUUAGAUGAAGCCUUUGAAAUGGUGAGGGGAAUGAAGGUAAAAGCCAAUGCAGGAGUCUGGGGUGCAUUACUUGGGGCUUGCAGGACACACAGGAAUUUGGAACUUGGAAGGUUAGCUGCUCAGAAGCUUUUGGAAUUUGAACCUCACAAAACAUCAAAUUAUGUGCUAUUGUCAAACAUGCAUGCUGAAGCAAGCAGAUGGGAUGAGGUGCAGGAAGUAAGGAUGUUGAUGAAUGCAAGGAGCACAGGAAAAGAACCGGGAUGCAGCUGGGUUGAGGUGAAAAAUCAAAUGCACCGCUUUCUGUCAGAUGAUUCAACUCAGUCCAGAGCCCCAGAGAUUGGCACUACUCUGACAAGGUUAACUGCUCAGAUAAGAAACACAUUUCACAUUUCUGAAAUCUCUGCUUGA